AUGGACUUCACAAGUCAACCCUACCGAGGCUCCAGCCGCCAGAUCGAUGAAAAAGACGGGCCCCCGAAGAUCAAGAUCUUUGAUGCCGAUAUCGCAUAUCAAAAAUUCACGUGGGAUGGACGUGACCCUCGCCAUCUUGUCGCAAUUUAUAAGCCUGCCGACCUAACGAUGGAAGAAUUCGUAGGUUGGUGGUACAAAAAGGUCUCGCCGCGACUUCAAAAUGGAAAACAUUCGCUUUACAUCGUUGCCAUGGAUCAACUGCAUCAUAAUGGAAAGAAUGUGCCCGCUGUCGCUAUCAAGUGCACAGCUACUGAAAAAUCUGUGGAUCUUGAUAAGUACUUUGCUGAAUUGAGGGAACGACAGAAGGCGCAUAACGUGUAA
Messenger RNA from Bacidia gigantensis, 381 nucleotides. RefSeq lists its product as uncharacterized. The coding region runs from base 1 to 381 and encodes 126 amino acids. The transcript is spliced from 3 exons. NCBI's taxonomy places the organism in Eukaryota, Fungi, Ascomycota, Lecanoromycetes, Lecanorales, Ramalinaceae. The record is from RefSeq and is a predicted model, not a curated record.